UCGCUAACAAGACGCGAGACUUCAUAGACGUGUACUUUGCCUUUAAUAAUAAUGUAAUAUCUUAAUAACUUACAAUAAUUGUUACUAUAAAAUUAACUGCAGUGUCAGUUCGAAAGUAAAGUGUGUCGCGAGUGUGAUUUUACAAUUUAUACUUACUUAUAUUGUGCAAGAUGAACUAAAUAUUUCUUGGUUAUAACAUAUAUCUGUGUUAGUUAUGUCUAACCAAACAGCUUCCCCUUUCGGGCGUAGCCAACUAUUGCAGCGAAGUCCUCCACCGACUCCAAAUCAACCAGAACCAGUUCAACCUAUUGAGCAAAUUCCACCUCAAGCUCCAGCCGUGUUGGCUGGUGAGUUACCCCCUGAAGUUGUUUCAACACCAGAUAUCCAGAAAUGGAUUGGGUCAAUAGACGCCGUUCUCACUGAGGUCUGCACCAUAGUCUCAGAAGGGAAAAUGAACAACGAUCAAAAGCAGCGUGUCUCCGCCCUUUGUCGCAACGUUUUAAAGGGGACAAGUCAAAUGGCCGUAGAAUAUCAAGCUUUAAAGCAAAAAACCAUCCAAGCGCACCACACAGUACUGCAUCUAAAAGAACAGCUGGACCUUGCAGAAUCUAUUAAGGUGAUCAAAAAUACUAUAAUCGACAAAUUAUCGCCUUCUGACAUAACCUCUUCAUCUUACGCUAACAUAGUAAAAAAAAGUUCCGAAACCCUCAUCCGCCCAGCAAAUCUGAGUUCUGUGGCCAUCUACCCUUGCGACAAGACGAGAACAAGCGAAGACACAAAGUCACUUGUUCAGAAAAUUAUUUCGCCUGAAGAACUAAAGCUUCAUGUCCGUGGCCUAAAAAAAGUCAGAAACGGGGGUGUACUUAUUAGGACCGAGAACAAAGGAGAUAUUGAAAAGCUCAGGAAUUCAACGAAACUGAUGUCAUCUGGCCUUACGGUAGAAGAAACCCCCAAGCGCCGACCUAGGAUUGCUGUCGUUGGAGUUCCAGUAGCACUUACUGAAAGAGAAGUAUUUGACUGCAUCUAUGAGCAAAACCUUUCGGAGAAAUUGGCAAAUAGUACUCGAGAGUCCUUUCUUGCUACUGUCAAAUUGAGCCAUAAGUCAGGUAAGAAAGGUCUUCCCACUUGCAAUUAUAUAUUAGAAGUUUCUGCUGCCGUCAGGAAAGUACUCAUAAACCAAGGCCGGAUUUUUAUAAACUGGACUUCUUGCCCUGUAAGAGAUUACACAAUAGUUACAAGAUGCUUCAACUGCCAGCAGUUUGGCCAUGCAGCCAAGUUUUGUCGUGAAACUAGUCCUACGUGCAACCACUGUGGGGAGACUGGGCAUUCCCACAAGGAGUGUAACAGUAAAUCUUCUCCGCCUCAAUGUGCGACGUGCAAGCGCUUCAAGAAGAAAUAUGACCAUCAGACUGGUGACGCAGAGUGUCCGGCGCGUAAAUAUGCCGAGAUUAAUUAUAUCAAUUCGAUUGACUAUGAAGGCGCCUAAGAGCGCCCCGGACAGUUUAUUUAGUAGCACUUAGUUAUUGUCUCGUAAGUUAAAAGUUACUCUAUAUUUUAUUAAUUUAGUAAUUAGUUUUUAUGGCCAGUCAGCUAAUCACUGAUCUGGAUGAAUUUUCUGUGUCUGAAGCCAAUACCUG
Messenger RNA from Spodoptera frugiperda (fall armyworm), 1637 nucleotides. RefSeq lists its product as uncharacterized. Bases 215 to 1486 code for a protein of 423 amino acids. NCBI's taxonomy places the organism in Eukaryota, Metazoa, Arthropoda, Insecta, Lepidoptera, Noctuidae. The transcript has a single exon. The record is from RefSeq and is a predicted model, not a curated record. Gene Ontology annotation, molecular function: nucleic acid binding; zinc ion binding.